UCCCGUACGCUUAAAACGCACGUUUGGUGAUCUUUUUUUUUUUGACCUUUUUGAUUUUGAUCUUCACGCGGUAUAAGUUGGGAACUCUUUGGUCUUUUCUUUUUGUCUGUGACUCCACCUCCCAACGCCGCACAACAAGACGAUUGGAAUCUCUCUCCGACCUGCUAAAUGCGAGCGUGAAGUAUUUGGCGAUUGUUUCACGAGUCCGUCCGGGCUAACCCCAAUUUGGGCCCCAGAAGUGAAUAACUGCUCCGGCGCUACAUGUCGAGACCUAGCGCACGCUCGGCCUUGUAAGCGCCGACCGUGAACUGCGCUAUCAAGGAAAUUCCUCAGGCCUCCCGGGGUCAAGGCUGCUUUUUCGCUAUCAGGCGGCUCGUGCAGCUGCACAAGCUUCCGUUCCGCAACAACGCGCACUUGAAGCUCUCUCAGGCGGCCGUUGGGCACUUCAUUGGGAAUGAAUUAUCACCGCUAUGGCACACUGUCAAAUGUAAAGGCAGAAGGAGGACUUUUGUGUUUUACGAGCUGGUUUCGAUUCCUCUGAUUAUCUGUGACGAAAACGAGAGGCAGAGGUAGAGGUAGAGGGGUUGCGACCUGACCUGACCAGACGCAAUGGCCACCGAAGAGUAUCAGAUCGUCUCGGACAAGCACGCUACGCCUCCGUUGUCAGCGGUCAGGCCCAGCAGAAAAGCGAGAUGCCCGAGCGCCAGCCAGGAAGUCUGCCAGCACCCGGAUCAGUUGUGGCCGCCAAAGCAGCGGAGCAACCAGGCUCUCCUUUAUUACAGGAAGUUGUCGUGCGACAGUGAAAAUGAGACCAAUUUGGACACAGAAUACGGCUCUUAUGAGUACAGCCCAGAGAUGAAGCUUUAUUCGGAGCGGCUGGUUGGCAAAAAAAUAGAAGGAAUUACAUCAAAGCCCCCGAGGAGUUCUGAAGGCUCUUUCAGUCAUCUGGACUUAAUAAGCAAGGGUGUGAAUGAAGGCAGAACUGGCGGCAGCAGUUGCUUCAAUCGCCUCGACACCCCGACAAAGUCUUACCACAGUUUCCCGUCCUGCCCAAGCUCCAGCCCGGCUCACAGCCCGUCUCUCAGUCGCGUCUGUUGGCAGAACCCCCGGCACCUCCGUCGCUCCAGCCUGCCUGUGUCGACUUCGCUGGAUUUCCCCAAGGUGGCCAAGACAUCACCAUGCUGCUCCUCCUGGUGCAGUCCCUCCAGUGUACCCAACUCGCUGGCGUCCUCCCCCUGCAUUUCCCCCGUGCCCUCCCACUGGCAGCAUCGGCACAACGGCCACGUCCAAUAUCACCGCCUCAAAGACAGCUUCUUGAGCUUGGAGCGGCUCGACGGAAACACUUGUUCCUUGGAGAAGUUUUUCGAAUCCAUGACGCCGACCCUGAUGCGUGACGAGCGGUUGUCCUCAGAGGGGAGGAGGGGGAGCUGCAGUGGGGGCAGCAGCAGUAAUGAGGGGGCCGAAGAAGACCUCUUGGAUAGCACGGAAUUUGUCAGGAACCGUAAAGAGCGUUCCACGGUCCUGGUGCGACGGUUCUUUAAGAAUAAUCAAAAGGUGACCAAGUCGGUGUGCACCGGCACCAGAGCGAUCGUCCGGACGCUGCCCUCGGGACGCAUCUCGGACGAGGUCCGGGACGAGGUGGUCUGCCGCCUGACGUGGCGACCGAGCAAGAAAGAUAUCGUUCCCGUCCUGACGCGCCGCGUGGGGGAAGAACUCCGAGUCUGCAAAGGGAUGCUGCGCUUCGUCUGGGCCAAGAUGCACAAGGUAGCACACAAUGUUCAGGCCGAGGCUGCGCUGAACCUGACUCACCCCGCCAAGAGGCUCCUGUUGCCCCGGCCUGGAUGCCUCAGCGCCCGACUCUCUUCCUGGCCCCCUGUCAGCGGUCGUCCACCCGGACCGGCUCGCGUCACCCUUCCUCCUCCCGCCCGGGGAUCUUCUUACCCACCCAGGUUUUAUCUGGCGUGCGGUCGGAGGACAUCUGUUUGCUCCCUGCUGACCGGAGCUCUCCUGGAAGCCACGGCGGCCCUCGGGUCUCGUUCCGCCUCGCCCUGCCCGUUCGGCCACUCCCUCAACAGCGGCCACGGCGUCCUGAAAGCAGAGCGUCAGUUGGCCAACAGCAUGACCAGCGGCGGCGCCCUUCCCGCCAGCGUGAGCGGCAUCAGCAAGGAGCUGGCCGAUCUGCGGCACCUGGUGCAGUUCCCCGAGGAGAUCGCCUGCAUCCUCACCGAGCAGGAGCAGCACCUCUACCAGCGGGUGUUCCCCUUGGACUACCUGCGCUUUCUGACGCGAGAACUGAGCUGUCCGGAGAGCGAAACCAGACGUCACCCCAGCCUGAAGGCCUCGCUGUCGGCCCCCGACCCGCCCACCCAGACGGCGCGGCGCGGUAAUGCUGUGGAGGACCUGGUGGCCAGGUUCAAUGAGGUGAGUUCGUGGGUCACAUGGCUGGUGCUGACCGCCAGCUCCAUGGAGGAGAAGAGAGACGUGUUCUCCUAUUUGGUCCACGUGGCGAAGUGCUGUUGGAACAUGGGCAACUACAACGGCGUCAUGGAGUUCCUGGCGGGUCUCAGGUCCCGCAAGGUGCUGAAGAUGUGGCAGUUCAUGGAGCAGUCGGACAUCGAGACCAUGAGAAGCCUGAAGGACGCCAUGGCGCAGCACGAGUCGUCGUCAGAGUACAAGAAGGUUGUCACCAGAGCGCUCAAUAUCCCCGGAUGCAAAGUGGUGCCUUUCUGCGGCGUCUUCCUGAAGGAGCUCAGCGACACGCUAGACGGCACGGCAAGCAUCAUCAGCCUCAAAACGGCCGCGGACAACGCCGACGACUCGCUGGAGUUUGUCUCCGACUACGGCGGCCAGCACAACUUCCUGUCCCGCGCCGGCGCCGACGGCCUUCACGUCCCGGAGAAGGAAGCCACCGUCAGCAGCAUCCUGCAGAUUAUUAGAUCGUGCAAUCGCAGUUUGGAGGCAGAAGAUCCCGACGACGCCUCCGGCAGUCCGUCUUCUUCUGGCCCAGCUCCGGCAUCCAGAAACAACUCCCUCAGGGACCGCAGCCGCUAUCAGUUCACGGCGGGGGACCUGUCUGAUUCCGAAGGCGACCUGUCGUCUGAGCCCGCGGCGAACGACGUGGACUUCCAGGGCACCGAGGAGACGCACAAAGCUUUCUGCCACGGCACUGAACUCAUCCCCUGGUACGCGUUGUCCCUGCAACCGGACGUCCACCAGUUCCUGCUGCAGGGAGCCACGGUCAUCCACUACGACCAGGACACCCACCUGACGGCCCGCUGCCUCCUCAGACUUCAGCCCGACAACUGCACGCUCACUUGGGGUAAGCCUCAAAGUGGAGGGAUCUCCCCCACGGAGCAACCGCCGGGAUUGGGCCAGAACGCGGCGGCGGGACUGGCAGAAGGUCUGCUGGACGUCGGAGUGCUCAAGGCGGUGUUCCUGGGUCACCGCGGGGUGGACGUCCACGCCGUUUGUUUGCAGAACAAACUGAGCCAGCUGACGGUCGAGGAGAACGGCCUCAGCCUCCUCUACGGCCUCAGUACCACCGACAACAGAUUGCUGCACUUUGUGGCCCCCAACUACACUGCGCAAAUGCUCUACAAGGGCCUGUCAGAGUUGGCCAACGCCGCCAGGAAGCUGAAGAAGUUUCCGGACCAGCGCCUGCAGUGGCUCAGGAGGCAGUACGUCGCUCUGUAUCAGGAGGAGGGUCGGUACGAAGGCCCGACGCUGGCGCAGGCCAUCGAGCUGUUUGGCGGGCGCAGGUGGAACAUGGGCGCGAGCGGGGCGGAUAAAUCGGGAGCCCCCAGGAGCAGCCCGCUGGGCAUCAAUGAAAAGGCCAAGAAGAAGAAGAAGGCCCUGGUUCGGGGAGACAGUGGGGAUGCCACGGACGACGAGAUGCUUUCCAGGAAAACGCGCAGCUGUAAAGAAGGAUUUUGUCGGAACGGGCCGGAGUCGGACAGCAUAGACCAAGAAGAUCUAGACGACAGCUUUCCGGGACCGUUCUCACUCCCGUCCAGGGGAAGUCCUGGACUGCUGGCCUCUUCCUCCUCCUCUUUCUCUUCCUCCAGUUCCUCCAGUAUGGCCAGCUCCAACCAAUCCCGCCCGCAAUCCUCCCCGAUCCUUUCAGGGACUACCAAGUCUCAGUCAGGGGCGUGGAGCAGCAGGUCGUGGCACGGUCGCGGCAAAGGCUGUUUCAAAGGCUUCCAGAACCUCAUGAUCUCCGACAGCACCAUGAGCUUCGUGGAGUUUGUGGAACUCUUCAAGUCAUUCAGUAUCCGGAGCAGGAAGGACCUGAAGGAGCUCUUCGACACGUUCGCUGUCCCUUGCAGUCGUUCCAGUCCAGAGUCGGCCCCUCUCUACACCAGCCUGAAGAUCGACGACAGGGACGCGGGGCUCCAACCAGACCUUGACCUCCUGACUCGAAACGGAUCAGACCUGGAUCUGUUCAUCCGGACUAGGCGGCAGAUGUCGGACAACCAGAAGCAGAUCUCGGACGCCAUCGCCGCCGCCAGCAUCGUGACCAACGGGACCGGUGUGGAGAACUCGUCUCUGGGCGUUUUGGGCUUGGCCAUCCCUCAGUUGAACGACUUCCUGGUCAACUGCCAGAGGGAGCACCGGACCUACGAUGAGAUUCUCAGCAUCAUACAGACAUUUGAGCCCUCGUCAAACAUGAGGCUGAUGGGCUGGAUGUCAUUCGAAGGCUUCGCGAGGUACCUCAUGGACAAGGAGAACUUCGCCUGCCGAAACGACGAGUCCCAGAUGAAGGCCGAGGAGCUCCAGUACCCUCUGUCCUACUACUACAUCGAGUCUUCUCACAACACUUACCUGACGGGACACCAGCUCAAAGGAGAGUCGUCUGUCGAGCUUUACAGUCAGGUGCUGCUGCAAGGCUGCCGGAGCGUAGAACUGGACUGCUGGGACGGAGAUGACGGCAUGCCGGUCAUCUAUCACGGACACACGCUCACCACCAAAAUACCUUUCAAGGAUGUGGUGGAAGCGAUUAACCGCGCGGCGUUCGUCGGUUCGGACAUGCCGGUCAUCCUGUCCAUUGAGAACCACUGCUCCCUCCCACAGCAACGCAAGAUGGCCGACAUCUUUAAGACGGUGUUCGGGGACCGCCUGGUGACGCGCUUCCUCUUCGAGGGCGACUUCAGCGACGACCCCCACCUGCCGUCGCCGCUGCAGCUGCGCGGGAGGAUCCUGCUGAAGAACAAGAAGCUCAAGGCCCACCAGGCGCCAGUGGACAUAUUGAAGCAGAAGGCCCACCAGCUGGCCCACUUGCAGGCCCAAGCCAGCAACGGCUCGCCGGGGGCCGCCGCCCCGCCCGGAAGCCACGCCAACGAGGAAGAGGAUGAAGACGAAGAUGAGUACGACUACGACUACGAGUCUUUAUCAGAUGCCGAUGUCCUCAAUGCCUCUACCGCCUCCUAUGGGCUGGAAGAUAACCUCCUGGAGGAAAAGUCAGAGGGGAAGAGCGCAGCCGACAAAGAGGAGCAGCCUGCGGAUGAAGCGCCCAAACGCGUGAAGAAGGCCGACGGCAACACUCAGAGCAAAGGAAAGGUGUUCGACAUGGAGCUGGGCGAGGAGUUCUACCUCCCUCAGAACAAGAAGGAGAGUCGGCAGAUCGCACAGGAGCUGUCUGACCUGGUCAUCUACUGCCAGGCCGUCAAAUUCCCAGGCUUGUCCACGCUGUCUCCGUGCGGCUCGGGCAGGGGGAAGGACCGCGGCAAGUCCAGGAAGUCCAUAUUCGGCACGGCGCCGGUCCGCUGCGCCGCACAGGGUGAGGUCUCCGCGCAGAGUCGCGGUCCUGGGAAAAGCGGCGCCGAGCGCCUGAGCUGGGAGGAGCAGCAGCAGCAGCAACAGCAGCAGCAGCAGCAGCCGACGACGACGACGACGACACCGCCGCCGCCGGCGCCCAACCCUCCGACGUCGCUCAGCGCCAUCAUCCGCACGCCCAAGUGCUACCACGUCUCGUCGGUCAACGAGAACGCCGCCAAGCGCCUGUGCCGGCGCUACUCGCAGAAGCUGAUCCAGCACACGGCGUGCCAGCUGCUGCGCACCUACCCGGCCGCCACGCGCAUCGACUCGGCCAACCCCAACCCGCUCCUCUUCUGGCUGCACGGCAUCCAGCUGGUGGCGCUCAACUACCAGACCGACGACCUGCCCAUGCACUUGAACGCGGCGCUGUUCGAGGCCAACGGCGGCUGCGGCUACGUCCUGAAGCCGCCCGUGCUGUGGGACCGAAGCUGUCCUCUCUACCGGCAGUUCUGUCCCAUGGAGCGAGACGCGGAGAGAAGCGGCCCGGCCGUCUACUGCCUCACCAUCGUGUCGGGUCAGAACGUGUGCCCGGCCAACGGCUCGGGCAGCCCCUGCGUCGAGGUGGACGUCCUGGGCACGCCGGGCGACAGCUGCCACUUCCGCAGCAAGCCCAUCCACCGCAACGCGCUCAACCCCAUGUGGAGCGAACGCUUCCAGUUCAGCGUGCACUUCGAGGAGCUCUGCUUCCUGCGCUUGGCCGUGGUGGAGAACAACAGCUCGCAGACCACCGCGCAGAGGACGCUGCCCCUGAGGGCCCUCAAACCAGGUUACAGACACGUGCAGUUGAGGACGCAGCGCAACGAGCACAUGGAAGUUUCCAGCUUGUUCAUCUACAGCAAACGUGUCGAAGAAUCGGGCGCCGCGUGUUCCUCGUCCCAACUCUUCAGCCCGGAGGAGAAGCACGCGGCCCAAAAGCACAGAGUGACGGUCCACGGUGCGCCCGGGCCAGAACCUUUCGCUGUCUUUUCCAUCACCGAACACACGACGAGCAAGCAACUGUUGGACGUGAUGGUCACUUCAGAGAGAAACCCGGCCGACUACUUCCUGUGCGAGGAGAAGGUCCCCCUGUCCAAGGACCGCGGCGAGACCAAGCGCUGCGCUCAGCGCCGGCCCCUCGCGCACGACGAGGCGCCGGUCCGGGUGGUCUCGGCUUGGGACGCCGAGGACGGCUACGUGGGGAGGAUCUGCCUCCGGACCAGAGAGGAGAACCUAAACGAGAAGAAUGCGGCGGCCGAGGGUGAGGAGGACGCGAUCGCCGCGGGCGGAGGAGGAAGAGGAGAAGGCGGCGUGGAGGAGGAGAUGUUUUUCGUUCAGGUGCACGAGGUUUCGCCCGAGCAGCCUCACACCGUCAUCAAGGCGCCGCGCUACAGCUCCGCGCAGGACAUCAUAAUGCAGACUCUGUCCAAGGCCAAAUACUCGUACAGCAUCCUGUCCAACCCCAACCCCGGCGACUACGUCCUGAUGGAGGAGGUGGCCAAGGACGGCGGGUCCAAGAAGUCGUCCGGCGCCAAGCCCGUCCAGCGCGUUCUUCCGGACCAGGAGUGCGUCUAUCACGCCCAGAGUCGCUGGAGGGGGGCCGGGAAGUUCAUCCUCAAGCUCAAAGAGCAGGUGGCGCGCGAGGACAAGAAGAAGGUGAUGUCGUUCGCCAGCGAGCUGAAGAAGCUGACCAGCCGCAGCCGCGGCAUGACGACGGGCGCGGCGGCGGACGGCGCCGCUCACAGUAAGGACGACAGAGCUGCAUGCUGCGUGGCGCUGACCGAGCUGCACGAGUGAGCCUCGCACUGCGCUCGGUGCAAAAGGAGGGUACACACGGCUGAGGGCGCACACGCCGGAGUGCGGGGUCGGGGCGGGACGUCUCCUCCGGGCCUCGUCGUCCCGGUCCGCCGACGGCUUCCCCGCCGCCGCCGCCGCCUCCUCCUCUCUCAGCCCGGCGGCGUGGAAGCUUCGCAUCCUCCAGAACUGGAAGAUCCACAAAUGAAAAAGCCAAGCGAGCGAGCGAGCGAGAGAUCGUUAGCCUCUCUUCACCCCCCCCCCCCCCCCCCACAGUCGUCGCCGUGAAGGUUUUUUUUUUUUUUAGGUGGCAGCCUCGUGGGCGUUUUUCUUGCUUGUUGGGAGGAGCGUACGCAGCGCCGACGGCGGCGGACCGGGACAUUCCGCGUUCGGAGGCGGAGAAUGUUGGAGGCGACGGAGGACGCAGAAGGUGAAACGUUCGGAGACGAGCUGGCUUGUUUACUUCCGGUCUUUCUGUGUCACUGUGAUGUACUGUGAGAGCGGCGAAGGGACAAAACGUGUCGGGGGGGAAAAAAAAAAUGCACAAAGCAGUACACGAAAUAUUCACGUCAAGAGCUCAAAUGUAGCGCUCAUUUUUUAUCUUUUUGUAUUUUUCGAUCGCGUGGCUGUACGACCCGUAGCUCAUUUCUUGUCGAUUGUGGUUCCUUCACUUCAUCCUUUACAAAACACAAAUAAUAAGAAUAUGAAUAAGUCCAUAAUACAGCAGUGGUGCCGAGAUGUGAGGUUAAUUCGUUCUGUUUAAAUCAAUGAAAAUGACAGUAAUUCGUUUGAGCCACUUGCAAAAACCAUUUUUAAUGUCAUAAAAACAUACAAUUAAUUAACGAAUGUCAAGGUAUUAAAUUGUCACAUUUUUUUUGACAUUGUGCUGCUCACGGCGUGUCCCCUUGGCCGCCUUGACGCAGCACAGCAGACAUGCGGAAAAACUGUCCAUGUACCGUUCUUUGGUCCUCAGUACUGUACGCCGUUAUGGUUAAUAGUUCUUCGACGAGGGGAAAAUAAAAUCUGCCGAAUUAUAUCUCAAGUCUUAAAUCAGGUCACUCAAGGCACCACUGUACAUAUUUUUAAAUUAGCAAAAAUAAUCAUAAAUGAGUCGGUCACUUUUAGGGCUAAACGCAGUGUCAAGGUCUUCAAACUGUAUUUUGCACAUUUGUUUUUCUCUACAUUUUUUUGGGGGGGGGCUUUUUUUUACAUCGCUUUCAAGAGGUUUGAAUUUGAUUGGACGGUCAAAAAAAUAAAUCAUCUUAAUUUCUUUAGAUUUCAGCGCGGUUGAAUUUUUAUUCCCGAUCCUGAAAGGUUUUAUUUGGUUUGACUUGAUCAUUUUUCUCCAGUUUUGAAUUCUGUACUGAUUCUGAUGACAUGAUCUUUGUCAUUAUUUUAGACGUUUAAACAUAUUUUGGGGCCACUUUACCCUGUUUUUGACAUGUAGGAUUUUUAACGAUUUCAAUUUGUUUUUCCUUCGUAAAUAUUUUUGUUUGCGUGAUAAAAUGGAAGAAAAUUACACUACAAUAGUUUAACACUAAAUGACAUCACGGAAGACUGAGAAUGUUAUAUUUUUUAUUUUUUUUUUAGAUUAGACAAAAGAACUGAAAAGCAGUCUUAGUUAAUAGUUUUCAUCUUUGUAUGGGUCAAAAAUGGAGCGUUAAAUUUAAGCACUGUAGUCUUGCCCACUAUAAUUUUUUUUUUUAAAAAACUUCUUUUAUGAACUUAAACAGGAAGGGAUUUUAUUUUCUGGUCUCUUCAUUUUUCUUUUAUUUUUCUCCCCCCUGUAUGUAUUUGUUACUGUUUCAUAACGUUUGCGACAGAUGUUAUUUAUUUGACGUUUAAAGCCCUGGUUGGCAUUUAACUGUUCUAUUUUAUUUUGUUUGUGGUUUUUUUAUUUAUUUGAAAGUUUUGGAAAAGAGAUUGUUUAUUGAUGGUGUAAAUAGUACGCAACUGUCAAUUCAGCUAGUCAUCAUUUCAGUUGUUUUGCGAGUUUCGACAAAUUCCUUUUUUGUUGUUGUUGGCCAAAUGGACAAUAUUAACACUAUUUUCCAUAUUUUAGUAGUAUUCACUCUGCAUAUCUGCUGCCACUCAUGUUGACUUGCUAUGUACUCAUUUCCAUGAUGAUGUAUGUUUAACAUUCACCAAGGUGACGUCGAAGGCUGUCUUGUUACUUGAAUUUAUUUUGUUUUGAUGGCUAUUUGUGGAUUUGUCACAUAGUGGAAUAAUAAAAAUACAACAUGCUAGCUGCA
This is a messenger RNA of Syngnathoides biaculeatus (alligator pipefish), 9836 nucleotides long. It is a transcript of the gene plce1, whose product is annotated as phospholipase C, epsilon 1. Gene Ontology annotation, biological process: small GTPase-mediated signal transduction; lipid metabolic process; phosphatidylinositol-mediated signaling. The coding region runs from base 610 to 7587 and encodes 2325 amino acids. The record is from RefSeq and is a predicted model, not a curated record. Gene Ontology annotation, molecular function: phosphatidylinositol-4,5-bisphosphate phospholipase C activity; guanyl-nucleotide exchange factor activity. The transcript is spliced from 45 exons. NCBI's taxonomy places the organism in Eukaryota, Metazoa, Chordata, Actinopteri, Syngnathiformes, Syngnathidae.